This is a messenger RNA of Cydia fagiglandana, 2830 nucleotides long. RefSeq lists its product as uncharacterized. Gene Ontology annotation, molecular function: structural constituent of chitin-based larval cuticle. Gene Ontology annotation, cellular component: chitin-based extracellular matrix. The record is from RefSeq and is a predicted model, not a curated record. NCBI's taxonomy places the organism in Eukaryota, Metazoa, Arthropoda, Insecta, Lepidoptera, Tortricidae.
UUACCUCCAUAGUCAAACCCAAUCCUCACACAGUCAACUGUGCAAUGAAAUAUUAAAAACAGAAUAAAUACAAUUCCAUCUUCGCCGCAGUAGGGUGAAGUGUUGCCAUGUCUUGGAAAGUGUUUAGUGUGUUGUGUGUGUGUGGCCUAGCCCGGACUCAAGUGAUACCGGGGAAGUCCCGGACGAACGAAGGGGAUUACAAUACUGUGAACACCGAUGGAUCCUUUGAUUUUGGAUACGCGAAUAAGGACCGGGGCAGCAGCUACCACUUGGCGCAUGGUAACGCCAAUAAGGUGGUCGGCGGGCGCUUUGGCGCCGUGGACCCGGCAACCGGCACCGUCAAGGAGACCGUCUACACCGCCGGACCUAGAGGUUUUCGGGCGAAAGGCCCCAAUGUGCACCGCAAGAUGGACCUAGACCAGCGGCCGCGCGGGCCCAUCGGCAACAAGGACGACCCCUACUUCGACCCCAACGAGGACCCCAGCUACGCGUACAAGUUCGACACGCGCACCUACUCCAAGAACGAAAACGCUGACGCCAGGGGAGACGUUAAAGGACACUACUCGUACGUGGACGACGUCGGCGAGCGACACGACGUGUCGUACAUCGCGGGGCGCGACACCGGCUUCCACGUGUCGUCGGCGCACCCCGACAGCCCCAACCUGAUCGGCUCGCCGUUCCAUCGGGCCCCUCUAGUGCGAGGGGAGACGCGGCCGAGAGGGCGCACUGCUGUGCAACGUGGGCUGGAUGGAUCCUACAGGUAUUACAGACGUGUUAGACUGUUAGCUAAGUCGCACCCCGACAGCCCCAACCUGAUCGGCUCGCCGUUCCAUCGAGCCCCUCUAGUGCGAGGGGAGACGCGGCCGAGAGGACGCACUGCUGUGCAACCGCACCCCGACAGCCCCAACCUGAUCGGCUCGCCGUUCCAUCGAGCCCCUCUAGUGCGAGGGGAGACGCGGCCGAGAGGACGCACUGCUGUGCAACGUGGGCUGGACGGCUCCUACAGCCCCAACCUGAUCGGCUCGCCGUUCCAUCGAGCCCCUCUAGUGCGAGGGGAGACGCGGCCGAGAGGACGCACUGCUGUGCAACGUGGGCUGGAUGGAUCCUACAGCCCCAACCUGAUCGGCUCGCCGUUCCAUCGAGCCCCUCUAGUGCGAGGGGAGACGCGGCCGAGAGGACGCACUGCUGUGCAACGUGGGCUGGACGGAUCCUACAGCGCACCCCGACAGCCCCAACCUGAUCGGCUCGCCGUUCCAUCGAGCCCCUCUAGUGCGAGGGGGAGACGCGGCCGAGAGGACGCACUGCUGUGCAACGUGGGCUGGACGGAUCCUACAGCGCACGUCGACAGCCCCAGCCUGAUCGGCUCGCCGUUCCAUCGAGCCCCUCUAGUGCGAGGAGGGGAGACGCGGCCGAGAGGACGCACUGCUGUGCAACGUGGGCUGGAUGGAUCCUACAGAUUCAUAUCAGCGGGCCCAGAUCAGAGGCGAACGGAGAGCAGCGAUGCGCAGGGCAAUGUCCGAGGCUCCUACACUUUCCUGGACGACAAAGGAGUGCAAAGGACGGUGAACUACAUAGCCGGGCCGGGCAUCGGCUACCGCAUAGUGAAGAGCAACAAGGACCCGUAUAUCCCCCCCUACUUCCCCACCAUUCCCAGCGCGUACGACUCCGACUUCGUAAGCGCGGGCGCUACCGGAUACUCGCCCGACGACACAGGAGUUGGUGAUAUAUUCCAAGGUAUACCAGAUACUUACUAAUUUACUUUACUAGCCGGGCUGAACAUCGGCUACCAUACAGUGAAGAUCAACAAGGACCCGCUCAUCCCCCCCUACUUCCCCACCAUUCCCAGCGCGUACGACCCCGACUUCGUAAGCGCGGGCGCCACCGGCUACUCGCCCGACGACACAGGAGUUGGUGAUAUAUUCCAAGGUCCAGACGCUACUGCUGCUUCAGGCCACGUAAAGCCUUCGCCAUUCUCAGAUAAAGAUAAACCUGGCAAACCCAGCAAGAAGCCCAUCAAGCCCACUCGGCCCACAGGCUUCACCGACGACGAUGAUGUCACCGGAGAUGGCGAUUAUUCCCCGUCCUACAACGGGGAUGACGACACUCCUUUUGACAAGGGCAGUGACGACGGUUCUUACAACCAAGGCAGUGGCAGCAAGGGCCCCUUAGGCAGUGGGAACAAAGGUCCUUUUAACCAGGGAAGCGGCUCAGGCAGUCAAGGUUCUUACAACCAAGGAGGUAGCAGCAAACCCCCUUUUAACCAAGGUGGAAGCAAUCAAGGAUCAGGAAGCAAUGGCAGUCAAAGCGGCAACCAGGGCGGCAGCAGCGAAGAAGACCUCGGCUUCGAUGGAGACGCAGGGUUCGGAGACAAGCCCACCAAAGGACCAGGAAAACCGGGGCGGCCAACGAGCAAGCCUUAUAAACCGGCGAAGAAACCUUAUGUGCCACUAAAACCUUUCCAGACGACGAAUAUUAAUGACGACAGGGACGAUUACGACGCCGGGAAAGGUGAUAAAGACGGUCCGCUGUACGGUAUAGGAUUCAAUAUACACCACACUAAACCGGGAACGACCAUUAUUAAGAACAUAGGCCAGGACUACUUCGGGGUCCCCCCGGGCGUGUCGGUCCGAGCGCACGUGCAAAGCAUCGACUUGUACCCGUACGAGUCGAAACCGAUCUCGCCGUCUGAAGCUAUAGAAAAAGACAAGACGUAAAACUAUAAAUAUACAUACUAAAUUAUUGUUUACUUUUAAGUAUAACUGUGGCUAUUCGAACAUUUCAAUAACAAAAUUUGUAUCAAACCAUAUUUUGUAUGUGUAAUAAAAAUCGC